This is a messenger RNA of Hirsutella rhossiliensis, 2070 nucleotides long. Its product is annotated as chAPs (Chs5p-Arf1p-binding proteins) domain-containing protein. The record is from RefSeq and is a predicted model, not a curated record. The transcript has 7 exons. Gene Ontology annotation, biological process: Golgi to plasma membrane transport. Bases 1 to 2070 code for a protein of 689 amino acids. NCBI's taxonomy places the organism in Eukaryota, Fungi, Ascomycota, Sordariomycetes, Hypocreales, Ophiocordycipitaceae. Gene Ontology annotation, molecular function: protein binding. Gene Ontology annotation, cellular component: exomer complex.
AUGGUUGCGCCAGCAGUGCCCGACUUGACCGAAGAGGUCCUACACGAAUCCAUUGACGCUAGGACUGAGUCGCUCGUUGCUCUGCGAGAGCUUGGCCCUCCCGACCUCGUCCACCUCCUCAAGCAGAGCGUACGAAACACGGCGAGACAGACUGGCAUCUACCAUCACGUUACCGGCGUCGACGCUUCGUCUUCGGCGAGCCUCGCCGCCUACAUCAACACCCUCACCUACCAGGACAAUGGCCCCAGCGCGACGUCCAAGAUUGUCGAGGGCGUGUACUGCUGCUACAAUGCGCUCUCGCGACUAGACAUGCGCGUCCACGUCUCCAUCCCCGGCACCGUCGAGAGCUACUGCGUGGAUGAGCGGGGUGAGAAGCGUAAAGCGUCGGACGAUCUCUGGCUCGAGACAUAUUUGUGCAGCGUCCUGAGAGCAUACUCGUACGCCGACAACGGCAGCGGCGACACGAUUCGCAAGAUUGUCGGAGUUCGAAGGUUCAACCCCGUCACCAACACGGAAACCGAGCACCGUUUCCUCAAUGCUGCCGAACAGCUCUUUUUCCGAGGAUGGCAACUCGGAUCCGACUCGGUGGUCCAGGUGCCGACCAACGUCUCCAACCACCUGACCACGGGGCUCCUCGAGUAUUUUGAGACGACGGGCCGCUAUGCAUCGGGCAUCAACCUCUUCGAAAAGCUCCGCUCUCAGAGCAUCGAGGUCGCGUCUCUCCUGGCAAAGGUGCUGUUCAUGGGCAACGAGGAGGUGGCCGGGAUCAAGACGUUGCAUGAGUCGCUGCAGGAGUCGCCCAUGGACUAUGUCAUGCUGGACACGCAGGCCGAGUUUCUGCUCAAAAAGGCCCAAAAGGCAGCGACGCCGGAGCUCAAGCAGGAGAGGCUGAGGAUGGCGCUUGGCUGCGCCGACCGCAGCACGGUCGCGGCUCCGAGCGAGUUUGGGACAUGGGCGAGGCUGGCCGAGGUCUACGUUGCCAUGGAGGAUUGGGACAAUGCGCUCACGACGCUCAACUCAUGCCCCAUGUUCACAUACCAGGACAAGGACACGCCCCUGAUGCCCGAGCCCAGGGAGGUCCACCUUCCGAUCCUUUCCGACACGCGCCUGGACGACAUUGACAGCGAGCCGGAGUCGAGGUUUUCGGAGCAGGUUGACCCCAGCCUCCUGGGUCUCAGGGCAGCGGCCUACCGGGGCACAUUUAAGCAGGCCUACCGCAUCCUGACGGAAAUGACUGCCAAGAUUGGCUGGGACCAGCUGCUCAAGAUUCGCAGUGCCGUCUUCGUCAUGGAGGACGAGUAUAGGACGGAGAAGCAAGAGGCCACCCAUCCUGCCCCGGCGAACGGGGGCGGCGACGACGACGAGAAGGAGGGAAACAAGGACGAGGAGGAGGACAGGAAGGAAAAGCACGAGGAGCCUCCCCCGGACAAGCCUGCCGAGACGUUGACAACAAACGGCAAAAGCAAUGGUUUGGAGAGGCCGUCGAAUACGGCUAGCCCGCUGGAGGUCAAGGCGGACAGCGAAAAUGCGCUUUCAGACGACGAGCAUCCAUCGAGGCUCAACACCAAGCGGCUAUGCGAGCGAUGGCUGGAUAGCCUGUUCAUGGUGCUGUACGAGGACCUGCGGGUGUACACCAUCUGGCGGACGCAGAUGGCGCAGUAUCGGGCGCAGCAGAUUCACUACAAGAAAUCGGCCGAGGAGUGGGAGAUCCUGGGGGCGCUGGCUGAGCGGCUGCAGCACAGCGACGAGGCGGUGGAGGCCUACCGGGCGUGUCUGACGCUCCGCUUCAGCCCCAAGGCACUGGCGGGGGUGCUACGGGUGUUUGAGAGGAACAAGAGCACGCGGGAGACGAUUGCGUCGGUCAUCCGGCUAGUGACGUGGCAGUAUCGGUGGUACAGCGAGUUUAGUCCGCAGCUGCUGCACACGAUCCGGACGCUGAUCGAGGAUGAGGGCGCGGUCAAGGUGCGGAGCAUCAUCCAGGCAACGAGCCUGCCGCAGAACGUGCUGGACCUGACGCACCACUACGCCGCGCUGUGCGCCACGUUUCGCAGCAGCGGCACGGAUGGAUAG